This is a messenger RNA of Lolium rigidum, 642 nucleotides long. RefSeq lists its product as uncharacterized. Gene Ontology annotation, molecular function: nucleic acid binding; RNA-DNA hybrid ribonuclease activity. The transcript has a single exon. Lineage: Eukaryota; Viridiplantae; Streptophyta; Magnoliopsida; Poales; Poaceae. The coding region runs from base 1 to 642 and encodes 213 amino acids. The record is from RefSeq and is a predicted model, not a curated record.
AUGGGGCGCAAGCAGCGCAACGGCAAACGCACAUCGGCCCGCCUCGUCGGUGCGAUCUGCAAGUGCAAGGCGAAGCUGGCGGCGACAGAGCGCAGGCUGCGGAAGCUGAAGAGCGCCUCGUCGUCGAGCACAUGGACUACCCCGAAGAAGGGCCGGCUGAAGGUCAACUUCGACGGGUCGUCCAUGUCCAAGAGCUCCAGCAUCGGGGGAGUCGUCCGCGACCACAGGGGAAAUUUCAUCCUGGGCUACGCACAGCGUAUCGACAAGGCGACGAGCUCCGUGGCCGAGCUCCUUGCGCUCAAGCGCGGGCUGGAGCUCGCGGUGAAGAACCGGUGGCGGAACAUCUCCAUCGAGGGCGACUUCAAGACGGCCGUCGACGCCAUCGCUAGCCGCGCGCGCAUCAGGGCAAAGAAGGAUCUGGGCCAGUGGAGGAAGAUCGCCGGGCUGCUGCCGCGUCUCGGCAAGACCACCGUGUCGCAUGUUGUCAGGAAAGGGAAUAAAGUUGCCCAUGGCUUUGCCAAGCUCGGGUACGAGGAGGCGGCGAUGAGGCAGCGGGUGUGGCGCGACGUGCCGCCGGAGGAGGUUCUCCAGUACCUUGAGCGAGACGCCCAGAGGAAAUACUCCCUCCGUGCAGAAAUAUAA